Emiliania huxleyi CCMP1516 is the source of this 873-nucleotide messenger RNA. It is a transcript of the gene B3GAT, whose product is annotated as beta-1,3-glucuronyltransferase. Gene Ontology annotation, molecular function: galactosylgalactosylxylosylprotein 3-beta-glucuronosyltransferase activity. The transcript has a single exon. Gene Ontology annotation, cellular component: Golgi membrane. Gene Ontology annotation, biological process: carbohydrate metabolic process. The record is from RefSeq and is a predicted model, not a curated record. NCBI's taxonomy places the organism in Eukaryota, Haptophyta, Isochrysidales, Noelaerhabdaceae. Bases 1 to 873 code for a protein of 290 amino acids.
AUGCGCACCAUUGACACAAUCUGGCCGCACCUCGCGGCGGAGCAGAGGCUCGUCGCGAGGGAGGGACCAGCGACGGCGCGCGCCGGGAGGCGGCUCCUUCUCGUCACCACCACCUUCCCGCAUGAGCUGCAGCGCGCCAAGCUGAUGCAUUGCGCCAGGCUGCUGAGCACCGAGGGAAGAGGAGUGCUCUGGCUCGUGGCCGAGGACGCAGCUGCGCCAAGUCCCGACGUGUCACAGCUGCUCAGCGAGAGCGGAGUCCCGCAUGUCCACCUCGCUUUUGGCCCGACUCGCUCCGGAGGCAACGCGCAGCGCAACGUGGCGCUCAAGUACAUCCGCGACCGCCGGCUGAGCGGCGUCGUCUACAACAUGGACGACGACAACGCGUACCACCCCUCGCUUUGGUCCGAGCUGCGCUUGCUCGGGCGGCGGCGGGUCGGCAUUUUUGCCGUGCGCCGGUCGGUGUGGCUCGCUCCGGCGUGCGACGGCUACUUUCGAGGACGGUGGACGGCGAUGACGAUCGAGAGGCCCGUGUACAACCAGUCGACAGGCGAGUUCAAGCACUUUAGCGCGGGGUGGUGCAGCGGCACGAAGCACAACUGGCAGGCGCGGAUGUACGGCGCGCGCAAGUACUGCGUCGAUAUGGGCGGCUUCGCCUUCGACGCAGAGCUCCUCUGGCGCGUCGAGGGCGAGGUCUGGUCUUUCAGCCGCAAGCAGGGUGGCGAGUCGGAGCUCGUCGACAAGCUGCUCGGCCCCUCGGGAUCCCCAGCGCAGCUGCAGCCCCUGGCCAACUGUGGGAUGGACGUGCUUGUCUUUCACAACGAGUACCGCCACUUCCCCCGCCCCGUCCGGUUCCCACCCGCCCGCUGCACUUAG